AUGGCCGACAUUCGCGUGAAGGGCAACUGGAGAGAACCCGGCACGAAGCGUAGCGACGUCGAUGCGUCAGGGAUCGGUGAGCAGCGAUGGAGUGGAAAGUCGCGUAUAGUGGGUGAUAUGCAUAAAGGUGCUGUUGUGGCAGGUUGCCCACAAAAAAGCAUUGAUUACACUCCAACAGCCUGUGCUGAAAAAGAAACAAUCACUGAAAAAGCAUCUAGAAGUGCAGGACCAGUACUGAAAGCUACCACAAUCAAAGCCGGACCCAGUAAGGAGCCUUCUAAAAAAAGGAAAACGAGGAUUAGUGGAAACCGAUGAAACACGAGAUUUAUCAAUAACAGAGCUCCAACGUCUCGUUUUACUUGAAAACUAGUGUUUCGGCUCUCUAAGGAACUGCUACUUCACAAGAAAAAUAUUAAUGAAUCUGAUAAAAUUUAUCAACUUUAAAUGAAAGUGCAGAAACUGGAAAUCCAAUUUUCAUGAGCCUAUUUCCAGGAUAGAACUGACAGAAAUACU
This is a messenger RNA of Acanthoscelides obtectus, 513 nucleotides long. Lineage: Eukaryota; Metazoa; Arthropoda; Insecta; Coleoptera; Chrysomelidae. The record is from the annotation of a GenBank genome assembly.